AUGUUUGCCAGCAGCACAUGUCACCUUGACGACGGUCUGGAUGAACAGACAACUUUAAACAGACCGUACUCAGAUACAGACGACCUACAAAAUGACCAGUCUUUAGACUACUAUAGAAUAGAUGUUCAGAUAGCUAUAUCAUAUAGAUUAGACCAGUCUUUAGACUACCAUAGAAUAGAUAUUCAGAUAGCUAUAUCAUAUAGAUUAGACCGGUCUUUAGGCUACCAUAAAAUAGAUGUUCAGAUAGCUAUAUCAUAUAGAUUAUACCAGUCUUUAGACUACCAUAGAAUAGAUGUUCAGAUAGCUAUAUCAUAUAGAUUAGACCGGUCUUUAGACUACCAUAGAAUAGAUGUUCAGAUAGCUAUAUCAUAUAGAUUAGACCGGUCUUUAGACUACCAUAGAAUAGAUGUUCAGAUAGCUAUAUCAUAUAGAUUAGACCAGUCUUUAGACUACCAUAGAAUAGAUGUUCAGAUAGCUAUAUCAUAUAGAUUAGACCGGUCUUUAGACUACCAUAGAAUAGAUUCUUUAGAAUACCAUAGAAUAGAUGUUCAGAUAGCUAUAUCAUAUAGAUUAGGCCGGUCUUUAGGCUACCAUAGAAUAGAUGUUCAGAUAGCUAUAUCAUAUAGAUUAGACCAGUCUUUAGACUACUAUAAAAUAGAUGUUCAGAUAGCUAUAUCAUAUAGAUUAGACCGGUCUUUAGACUACCAUAGAAUAGAUGUUCAGAUAGCUAUAUCAUAUAGAUUAGACCAGUCUUUAGAAUACCAUAGAAUAGAUGUUCAGAUAGCUAUAUCAUAUAGAUUAGACCAGUCUUUAGACUACCAUAGAAUAGAUGUUCAGAUAGCUAUAUCAUAUAGAUUAGACCGGUCUUUAGGCUACCAUAGAAUAGAUGUUUAG
Messenger RNA from Lottia gigantea (owl limpet), 894 nucleotides. RefSeq lists its product as hypothetical. The transcript has 3 exons. The coding region runs from base 1 to 894 and encodes 297 amino acids. The record is from RefSeq and is a predicted model, not a curated record. Lineage: Eukaryota; Metazoa; Mollusca; Gastropoda; Lottiidae.